AUGGCAGAGUCGCUGACGGAAGAGCAAAUAGCCCGUUUUCGGGAAGCCUUUGCGGUUUUUGAUAAAGAUGGAAAUGGCGAAAUCACGGCCGACGAGCUCAGGGAAGUCAUGCGCUCGUUAGGACAGAACCCGACCGAGUCUGAAUUGCAAGAUAUUGUAAAUGAAUUAGACGUUGAUCGCACGGGCACGAUCGAUUUUGACGAAUUUCUCACAAUGAUGGUCCACAAGGGCAAAGCCACGGACGAAGAGGCCGAGCUCCGCGCCGCUUUUGAAGUUUUCGAUCAAGAUGGCAGUGGUACGAUCAGCGCAGACGAGAUGCGCCGAGUGAUGAAAUCCAUCGGCGAAGAUUUGACCGAUGCUGAGAUUGAGGAGAUGAUUAAAGAAGCCGAUACAGAUGGAGAUGGAACCAUCGAUUAUCAGGAGUUUGUCCAUUUGAUGACCCACAACUGA
Messenger RNA from Talaromyces marneffei, 450 nucleotides. RefSeq lists its product as uncharacterized. The record is from RefSeq and is a predicted model, not a curated record. The coding region runs from base 1 to 450 and encodes 149 amino acids. Gene Ontology annotation, molecular function: enzyme regulator activity; calcium ion binding. NCBI's taxonomy places the organism in Eukaryota, Fungi, Ascomycota, Eurotiomycetes, Eurotiales, Trichocomaceae. The transcript has 6 exons.